CAUUACAUUAUUGCUUCCCUUUACAGAUGCCUCCAAAAACCAAAGCUAUUGAAUUCACCGCCAAGGGUACAGGAACCGCACUUGUACAAAUUGCCUAUCAAUACAACAUUUUCGAAAAGGAACCUAAGCCAAGCUUUACCAUCAAAACCACCAAGCUUGACAAAAGCCGGCCAACACAUUUGGAAAUGUUAGUAUGUGUCAAUUAUGAGGGCGAUGGAGAAUCCUCCAACAUGGCUGUGUUGGAAAUUUCAACACCCUCUGGUUAUAUAAUCGACGAUGAAAGUCUCAAGGAAAUCAAGGAGCUCAAGAGAGUUAGCAACACUGAACUGAAAAACUCUUAUUCCCUGUUGGUAGUAUAUUUUGAUCAUUUGUACAAAAAUGACGAACAAUGCCUAAUGAUUGAAGCCUUCAGAACUCAUGCUGUAGCCAUGCAAAAACCAGCUCCCAUAGUUUUGUACGAUUAUUAUGAUACCAGCAAAAAGGUGACUUCAUUCUAUGAAAUCGAAUCGAAAUUAUGUGAUAUUUGUGAGAGUGAAGAAGAGUGUAGUAAAUGCAAAUAAGAAAAUUUUUUGUUCUACUUAAAUUAUAUUUAAAUUUUUUAUACGAAAAUUUUUUUAGUUUGUUAUUAAUGCGAAAAUGAUUUCUUUGUUUUAUAUGUAUAGAAUUAUAAAAUUUGCGGAUCUUAAAAGAUUCAUUAACGAAAAACAAUUUGAAUGAAUAAGAAA
Messenger RNA from Lucilia cuprina (Australian sheep blowfly), 725 nucleotides. Its product is annotated as complement C3-like. Lineage: Eukaryota; Metazoa; Arthropoda; Insecta; Diptera; Calliphoridae. The record is from RefSeq and is a predicted model, not a curated record. Gene Ontology annotation, cellular component: extracellular region. The transcript is spliced from 2 exons. Bases 27 to 560 code for a protein of 177 amino acids.